AUGGCAAUUGACCACCGGAAGCUGCUAUCGGAACAAGAUUCCAACCAAACGUCAACCUGUUCUGAUUGUGGUCCAACAUGCCCUUACAAAUGCAGCUACCCAGAAAUCUUUUGGCCACCGCAACCACCACCACUACCUCCACACACCACCACCACUACCACCCACAUAUCACCUUACGUUAUCAUCAUAGUAGCCCUGCUUGGCAGCGCUUUUCUCUUUAUCAGCUACUACAUUAUCAUGGUAAGAUGCUGCACACGUUUCCGGCAGUUCCCCACCACACAAGUCUACAGUGAAACAGAAGAUUUUUCCGAUGAAGAUCAUGUAGGGUUUCAAGUUGAUCAUCCCAUCUGGUACAUCACCACCGUCGGCCUUCAACCAUCUGUGAUCAAUUCGAUUACUGUAAUAAAGUUUAAUAGAGGCGAUAACAUGAUUGAUGGCACUGACUGUUCGGUUUGUUUGAGUGAAUUUGAAGAUGAUGAGAUUUUACGAUUAUUGCCGAAAUGUAACCAUGCGUUUCAUAUCCCUUGUAUUGAUACCUGGUUAAGAUCGCAUACAAAUUGCCCACUUUGUCGUGCUGGCGUUUUGUCCAACACUUUGAGCGUGGAUUUGAGUCCGAAUGAUCGGAGCUUUUCGCAUGGGACUGGAUCAAAUCGAAAUACCCUGAUCGAGAAUUUAGAGAACCAUGGUGAUUUGGAUGGGAAUCAUGUCUCGGAGAGCGAAGUUUGUGAUGAUAUUGAAGAUUCAAAAACAGAGUAUGAGUCUGUAAUGACGGCAAGAAGGUCAAUUUCCAUGGAUUCGGUUGUGGUGGCAGAGAUUGUUGUUGGGGAAAUUGAAGGGGAUUUCGGCGAUUCACGGCGAUUUUCAAGACGUUGCUCGGUGGAGGAGAUUGAAGAACAUGAAGAGUGA
Messenger RNA from Lactuca virosa, 906 nucleotides. The record is from the annotation of a GenBank genome assembly. Lineage: Eukaryota; Viridiplantae; Streptophyta; Magnoliopsida; Asterales; Asteraceae.